UCUGGAGUAGAGCGGACAGACAUUUACACAGAGAGACAGAUCAGUCAGAGACAGACAGAGGCAGUGAGAGGGACAGAAGAUGCUCUUCCUAGCCCUUCUCCUGGGCAUCAUGGUCUGCUGCACAGCCCAAGAGCAGAGCCCUCCAGUGAUCAAGCUGAACUCGGUGGUGCUGAGGGAGGCUGUGUGGACUAUCCCUGUUGGAACCUCAUCUUUCACAUUGACCUGUGAGGGGUACAGCACAGUCGCCUGGUCAACCACAGCAUUCAAACUCAUGAGGAAAACUAGACUGGGGAGUGUGAUUACCACCAGGCGCCUUACAGUAGACUACACUGGAACAUACAAGUGCAUGUAUGAGAACCAACCAGACCUCAUCUCAGAGGUCCACAUCUAUGUGAAAGAUCCCCAUAACAUCUUGGUGACCCCUCGAACCCUGGGAGAUGUGAAGGAGGGCAGUGAUGUUCUCCUCUGUCAGCUGACAAACCCCAUAGCCACCGACCUAUCCGUCCGUAUGGCCAACGGAGACCCGACACCCCCCGACAUGAACUACACUGUCAACCCAAAGAGAGGAAUCCUCAUCCGAUACCUUCUGACCAGCCACAGCGCAGACUACGUCUGCAGUGCAAAGAUCAAUGGGGUCACGAAAGUCUCCAAAGUUGUCCCCAUCUUCGUCAUUCAAAGCUUGCGUUUGCCACCAUCUGUUCUAAUUGAGGUAAAUGGGUAUGUUCGUAUUGUUGGAGAGCAGCUCCUGAUCCCCUGCAUUACCAGCAACCCUAACCACUUCUACAACGUGACGUGGAAACACUCCUCCCUCAAAGUAUUGGACUUUUCACAUAAAAUGAUACAAGAGGACCAGAGUAAUCAAGUGCACAUCACCAGUAGUGUGACUAUUCCAGCUGUGGCCAUGUCUCACACAGGAAACUUCACCUGUACAGCCAUGAAUGAGGCUGGGUUCAACAGCUCCACCACCUACCUGCAGGUUGUAGAUAAGCCUUACAUGAGGCUCAUACCCCGCCGGUCACCAGACCUCUACUUAAAUGGCUCCUUAGUUGAAGUGAACGAAGGAGAAAACCUUGAGAUAAACAUUCAGAUCGAGGCGUAUCCCCAAAUCAAGGAGCAGUGGUGGGACAUCCCCAUGUCUCACAAUCACAACAUCUCCACUCAUGACGACACAUGGGCCGUCCGAUUCAAUAACAGGUACGAGAGCAGCUUGCUGCUACAGAGAGUGAGGUCUGAGGAGAGAGGCCAGUACACCCUCCACGCCAGGAGCACAUGCCUCAAUGGCUCCAUCACCUUCAAUGUCCAAGUCUACCAGAAACCCAGUGCCAUGGUGAGACUGAAGAAUGUUACCACCCUGACCUGCACCGCCUCUGGGUACCCAGCUCCCACAAUCCUCUGGUACCAGUGCCCAGGAAUACAAAACACGUGUGAUGGUGAUAAUGCCACCGUGGAGGUGCAGCCUCUUCUCACCAGCACCAUGGAGGUGCAGAGUGAGCUGACCCUCAGUCCCUCAAGUAUGGAGGUCACAGUGGAGUGUGUGACCUUUAACCUGGUUGGUAAAGAGCGGGACAUCUUCGUAUUGCGUGUCCCUGCUGCGACUUUACAAACAUUUGUAACGCCCAAGCUGUUCACACCCACUUUCAUUGGAGCCACCAGCACAGCAACCCUUCUGUUCCUUCUGCUUGUCAUCGUCCUGUACAAAUACAAGCAGAAACCAAAAUAUGAAGUCCGGUGGAAGAUCAUUGAGGCCAAUGAUGGGAAUAACUACACCUUUAUUGACCCUACACAACUUCCUUAUAACAAGAAGUGGGAGUUCCCGCGUGACAAGCUGAGGCUUGGCCAGAUUCUGGGAGCAGGGGCUUUUGGGAAAGUAGUGGAGGCCACUGCCUAUGGUCUGGGAACAGAUGACAACAUGACCACGCGCGUGGCUGUAAAGAUGCUCAAGCCAAGCGCCCACUCCGAAGAGAGAGAAGCUCUGAUGUCAGAGCUGAAGAUCCUCAGUCACCUGGGAUCUCACGACAACAUUGUUAACCUGUUAGGGGCGUGUACUCAAGGAGGCCCAAUGCUGAUGAUCACGGAGUACUGCAGCUAUGGCGACCUGCUGAACUUCUUGCAUAGCAAGGCCAAGCUGUUCCUGUACUCUAUCCCGAGCGGACCAGGGUCUCCAGAGGAUCCACGGGUUCCAGAGAACCGUGAUCACUACAAGAACACAUGUGCACAGGAGUCCCGUGUAAGGAGUGACAGUGGGAUCUCCUGCUCCAGCUCAGACAACUUCCUGGACAUGCAUCCAGCGCAGAGACCGAAACACUGUCCUAUGGUUUCCCUAUGUGAGGAUCCCGACACAGGCACCUGGUCGCUGGACAUAGGAGACUUGUUGAGGUUCUCCUCUCAGGUGGCUCAGGGAAUGGACUUCCUGGCAUCCAAAAAUUGCAUUCACAGGGACGUGGCGGCUAGGAACGUCCUCUUGACCGAUGGCCGUGUGGCUAAGAUCUGCGACUUCGGCCUCGCCAGAGACAUCGAGAAUGACUCCAACUAUGUGGUGAAAGGAAAUGCCCGUCUGCCAGUGAAGUGGAUGGCCCCUGAGAGCAUCUUUGAAUGUGUGUACACAGUGAAGAGUGACGUCUGGUCCUAUGGGAUACUGCUGUGGGAGAUCUUCUCUCUGGGUAAGAGCCCAUACCCUAAUGUUGUGGUGGACACCCGGUUCUACAAGAUGAUCAAAGAUGGAUGCUACAUGUCUCAGCCGGACUUUGCCCCUCCAGAAAUAUACACCAUCAUGAAAAUGUGCUGGAACCUGGAACCAACAGAGCGUCCGACCUUCAGUACCAUCGGACAACUUAUCCAAAGGCUACUGCCUGACCAGCCAGACCAUACCUACAGGAAUGUGCAGGAUAAGACUCCACAGCAGGGGGCAGGAGAGCAGGGGGACCCAGCUAAGACGAAUGGGGAUUGUGAUCAGACACUGAACCAGGAGGGAGAGGAGGAGCCCCUGAUGAAAAAGAACCACUACCAGUUCUGCUGAGAGCACAUCAGGCCAUCAUCAAUGACUAUACAUUCACGUUAACAUCUGUCAAUCACAGGCAAGAGAUGGGUGGAUACACACCAGUUUAUCCAAAUGUCUUGAUUCUCAUUGUACUGAACAUGAUUUCAGUGCCACACAGUAGCUGCCAGUAAAGCAACAUUGGGAACUAAGCUUUUAUGCCUUGAUCAUGUUAUGCCUUGAUCAUUGAUCAAAUGACCAAAAGCUCAUAAUUAGGUCAUAUAAAUCUAAUUAUCUUUAAAAGCUGCAAUAUGUACGCUUUUGGGUGACCCCACCAAAUUCACAUAGAAAUGUGAGUUAUAGAUCUGUCAUUCGCAGUGAAAGCAAGUCUACGAAGCAGUAGAUCUGUUCUGUGCACUAUUUCUGUUCUGUGCACUGCUUUUCCGUUCACAAGUUUCAUUUUUGCAUCUUUCACUUUCUAUUUUGUACACAAGCUUCAAGCAGCUGAAAAAAAACAAUAUAUUUUGUUAUUUCACAGAGGCUUAGACGGUACAAUGAUUCACAACACUAUACUUGCUUGUUUUGUCAUAAACUGAAAUGAGGCAUGCUAUUAGAAUGUUAGCAACCAGGAAAUGGCUGAGCGAUUUAUAGAUAAUGUACCUUUAACAUUUAUGAGAUACUUUACUAACUGAUCUAACCGGCUUGAUAAACUUGAUGAAUGUCUAUUGGAGAAUAAAGGCAGUUACAUAUGCAGCUUUCUGUUUCCAAAAAUCCCAAAAUUCUCAACACCAAUUUUACUGAACUGAGAUCAACAUUUCAGCACGCCUAAGCAGCACAAAAAGACAUAGUUAUUGCAAACGUUUUACUAUUAUAGUGUAUAGUAGCAACAUAGUCUCUUUUGAAAGUUUUUCUUGAGUGUUUGAAAAUCUGAAGUGUGUGAACUUCAAUGGAACCAAAUGAUUUUUGUUUUUUGUCUUGCCUUCAGCGUAAGAAAUGCUUUACAUUCAACUGAAACGUACUGUAACUCUUGGCACGCUCAACACCAGCUUCACAAGGUAGUGACCUGGAAUGAAUUUCAAUUAUCAGGUGUGCCUUGUUAAAAGUUCAUUUGUGGAUUUCUUAAUAUUUUUGAGCCAAUCGGUUAUUGUGCGGAAAACUUCAAGAACUUUCAAAGUUUCUUCAAGUGCAGUCGCAAAAACCAUAAAGCGCUAUGAUGAAACUGGCUCUCAUGAGGACUGCCACAGGAAAGGAAGACUCAGUGUUACCUCUGCUGCAGAAUAUAAAUUCAUUAGAGUUAACUGAACCUCAGAUUGCAGCCCAAAUAACAGAGGAGACUGCGUGAAUCAGGCUUUCAUGGUCAAAUUGCUGCAAAUAAACCACUAAUAAAGGACACCAAUAAGAAGAAGAGACUUGCUUAGGCCAAGAAACACGAGCAAUGGACAUUAGACCGGUGGAAAUCUGACCAUUGGUCGAUGAGUCCAAAUUUCAGAUUUUUGGUUCCAACCGCUAAAGGUGAAUGGAUGAUGUCCACACGUGUGGUUCCCACUGUGAAGCAUGGAGGAGGAGGUGUGAUGGUGCUUUGUUGGUGUCACUCUCUUAUUUAUUUUUUAUAUUCAAGGCAAACUUAACCAGCAUGGCUACCACAGCAUUCUGCAGCAAUACACCAUCCCAUCUGGUUUGAGCUUAUAAUUUGACUUCAACAGGACAAUGACCCAAAUCACACCUCCAGGCUGUGUAAGGGCUAUUUGACCAAGGAGAGUGAUUGAGUGCUGCAUCAGAUGACCUGGCUUCCACAAUCACCUGAACUCAACCCAACUGAGAUGGUUAGGGAUCAAUUAGACCGCAGAGUGAAGGAAAAGCAGCCAACAAGUGCUAAGCAUAUGUGGGAACUCCUUCAAGACUGUUGGAAAAUCAUUCCUCAUGAAGCUGGUUGAGAGAAUGCCAAGAGUUUGCAAAGCUGUCAUCAAGGCAAAAGGUGGCUACUUUGAACAAUCUAAAAUAUUUUUUAAAAAGUUUUUGGUUACUACAUGAUUCCAUAUGUGUUAUUUCAUAGUUUUGAUGUCUUCACUAUUAUUCUACAAUGAAGAAAAUAGUAAAAAUAAAGAAAAACCUUGAAUGAGUAGGUGUGUCCAAACCUUUGACUGGUACAGUAUAUAUAUAUAUACAGUGCAUUCGGAACCUUUGACUUUUCCACAUUUUGGUACAUUACAGCCUAAGUCUAAAAUGCACUACAUAAAACAUUUUCCUCAAUCUACACACAAUACCCCAUAAUGACAAAGGGAAAAUAUAUAUAUAUUUUUUGCACAUGUAUAUUGUAACGGCCCUGGGUUUAUACGCGCAGAAAUAGACUCUGCCGCACGAACGUGCUUUUGCGGCACAGUCGAUAGCGCGCCGGACCUCGGACUCGCAGGUCGAGGGUUCAAGACCUGCUCCCUGCUUUUUCAUUACAAUAUAAAAAAAUGAAAUAUCAUACUCACGUAAGUAUUCAGGCCCUUUGCUAUGAGACUCGAAAUUGAGCUCAAGUGAAUAUUUUUUUCAUUGAUCAUCCUUGAUGUUUCUACAACCUGAUUGGAGUCCACCUGUGGUAAAUUCAAUAGAUUGGACAUGAUUUGGAAAAGCACACACCUGUCUAUAUCAAGGCUCGCAUAGUUGACAGUGCAUGUAAGAGUGAAAAUCAAGCCACGAGGUCAAAGGAAUUGUCCAUAGAGCUCCGAGACAGGAUUGCGUUGAGACAGAUCUGGGGAAGGGUACCAAAAAAUGUCUGCAGCAUUUAUUAAGGUCCCUAAGAACACAGUGGCCUCCAUCAUUCUUAAAUGGAAGAAGUUUGAAACCACCAAGACUCUUCCCAGAGCUGGCCGCCUAGCCAAACUGACAAAAUCGGGUGAGAAAGGCUUUGGUCAGGGAGGUGACCAAGAACACGAUGCUCACUCUGACAAAGCUCCUCUGUAGAGAUGGGAGAACCUUCCAGAAGGACAACCAUCUCUGCAGCACUCCACCAAUCAGGCUUUUAUGGUAGAGUGGCCAGACGGCAGCCACUCCUCAGUAAAAGGCACAUAACAGCCCGCUUGGAGUUUUCCAAAAAGGCACCCAAAGGACUCAGACCAUGAGAAACAAGAUUCUCUGGUCUGAUGAAACCAAGAUUGAACUCGAAGGCCUGAAUGCCAAGCGUCACGUCUAGAGAAAACCUGGCACCAUCCCUAUUGUGAAGCAUGGUGGUGGCAACAUCAUGCGGUGGGGAUGUUUUUCAGCGGCAGAGACUGGGAGACUAGUCAGGAUUGAGGGAAAGAUGAACGGAGCAAAGUACAGAGAGAUCCUUGAUGCAAACCAGCUCCCGAGCGCUCAGGGCCUCAGACUGGGGCGAAAGUUCACCUUCAAACAGGACCACGAACCUAAGCACACAGCCAAGUUUUUUUAUUUGUAAAAAAAAUUGCAAAUAUUAAAAACCUAUAUUUGCUUUAUCAUUAUGGGGUAUUAUGUGUAGAUUGAUGAGGGGGAAAACGAUUUAAACCAUAUUAGAACAAGGCUGUAACGUAACAAAAUGUGGCAAAAGUCAAGGGGUCUGAAUAAUUUCCGAAUACACUGUGUGAGUAUACGCAACCCUAGAUUUGUGUCAAGGCUAAAUCUCGUGGAACUAUGAAAUAGUAUGAAUAAAUUCCUCAAAACACGUUUCAA
Oncorhynchus keta (chum salmon) is the source of this 6646-nucleotide messenger RNA. Its product is annotated as macrophage colony-stimulating factor 1 receptor 1-like. The record is from RefSeq and is a predicted model, not a curated record. The coding region runs from base 80 to 3016 and encodes 978 amino acids. Gene Ontology annotation, biological process: osteoclast differentiation; protein phosphorylation; cell surface receptor protein tyrosine kinase signaling pathway. NCBI's taxonomy places the organism in Eukaryota, Metazoa, Chordata, Actinopteri, Salmoniformes, Salmonidae. The transcript is spliced from 21 exons. Gene Ontology annotation, molecular function: macrophage colony-stimulating factor receptor activity; ATP binding; cytokine binding. Gene Ontology annotation, cellular component: signaling receptor complex; CSF1-CSF1R complex.